Molecule: messenger RNA, 2265 nt
Organism: Daldinia caldariorum
Lineage: Eukaryota; Fungi; Ascomycota; Sordariomycetes; Xylariales; Hypoxylaceae
Product: dynein light intermediate chain-domain-containing protein
Exons: 6
Coding region: 1-1584 (527 amino acids)
Biological process (GO): microtubule-based movement; microtubule cytoskeleton organization
Cellular component (GO): centrosome; cytoplasmic dynein complex
Molecular function (GO): dynein heavy chain binding
Source: RefSeq, a predicted model, not a curated record
AUGACGGCCAAUUCGAACCGGUUCUCCACGUAUACGACUACUUCAGUCGGUACCGGUUCGGACGGAAAGAAGGAUGAUCAGAAAAAGGACAUGUGGAGCUCUAUGCUCGACUCCGUCGCCAGCGGCAAGAGAUUACCUGAGAAGAACUUGCUGGUCCUCGGGGGUUCCGUAGAUUCGCAACGAGACUUCCUGGAAGCACUAUCGAGUAACGAGGGACGGAAGGGUAUAGAUCGGAAUAACCAGAGAACCCCACCAGUAGCCAACAGCUAUGCCCUUGGAUAUACAUAUUAUAACGUCUUAGACGCAGAUCAGGAGGAUUUCCUAGCACGCAUAUCGCUCUACUUACUUAGCAGUCCAUCGCCUUCAUUUACUUCGCUCAUUCAACCGCUCUUGACUCCGCAAUCGAUUCCCAAUACAUUAAUAGUAAUAUUGCUCGACUGGUCCCAACCUUGGCUAUGGAUGCGACAACUUCGAGAGUGGUUGCUCCUGUUGCGGACCGUAAUGAUGUCCCUCAGUCAUGAAUGCAAAGCGACGAUGGAGGAGGUGAUGGAUAGCUGGAAAGACCGCGGGCGGACAGGCGGAUCUGUAAAUCUAGAUGGUACCGGCACAGUUGCGGCAGAAGGAGACGUCGCGUUACCACUCGGACCAGGAGAGUGGGAAGACGGCCUCGGCUUACCGCUCUGCGUUGUAUGCCAGAAUGCCGAGAGAAUAGACCACUUGGAAAAGACGCAAGCGUGGAAGGAGGAGAAAUUCGAUCUCGUGCUUCAAUAUCUAAGGACGGUCUUAUUAAGGCACGGCGCUUCUCUUAUUUACACCAUGCCAUCGAUGACACCAACGCUACAAAGUCUUAUUCACGCCAGCCUUGGAAUCCGCUCAUUACUCAAGCGUGACUCGCUAAAGGCUAACGUUAUUGACCGAGACAAGAUUGUAGUGCCCCCUAACUGGGACUCGUGGGGCAAGAUUCGAGUAUUACGAGAUGGUUUCGAUGUUGAGACGGUCAGCGAGGGCUGGUCAAGAGACUUGAACCAACCUUUCCCUAUUUCAAAGGCAAACGGGAUAAACAAUGCCAGUCACCAGGUCGGCGGAGAUACGAGCGAUCAGGGUGAACCCGAAGGCUCUGCCGUUGCUCUGUACGAAGAGCAAGUUCAAGACACCAGUCUAGAUGCCUUACAGCUAGCUCAAGGGAAGCAGGACACGAGCAAAUUGGAGGUACCUUCGGUCGACACGCAAGCUUUCCUUGCCAAUCAGUUAGAGCGACUUGAGCAACAGAAGAAGUUAGACGAAAAGGCUGGUAAACUUCACAACAGCAGUAACACAUUUGCACGAGAACAUCCCGACGAUAUGAUCAGCGAUCACAUUGGUCCGGUGCAAUUUAACAUGGGCGGUAUUCAAGUGGAUGCAGACGAUAUGGUACAGCGGCUUAAGGACCGCCAGGCCUACGGACAAUCCCCUGAACCCCGUCUGGACGACGACGCCCGCCUCGAGGAAGCGGGAGGUCCAGUAGAUACGGAUACGUUAGCCAAAUUCUUCGGCAAUUUGAUGAAUAGAAAGCCGACAGCUGGCGGUGGUGUAACUAAGACAUGAUGGGAAUACUGGCGGUGUUACGGAUGCAAUACGAUAAUGAGAGGCUCAUGAGUCGGGUUGUAUGCAGCUGACAAUGACGGGACCACUCAACUAAUGGAAUAACUCAGAACAUGGAGAUCACGAGGAGCAAUCCCGCCGCAUCUCGCGUUUCUCCCGCGAGUAAUGCGUCAUGGUCCCCGAGGAGUUCACAAAACAUUCUCCUUUUCAUUUGUAAAACCCCUUGUAAGGAAUAGGGACGCAGAGUCGGUAUCAACAGGAGCGGCGGGGGAUAGGGAGUGGAGCGCAGGAGGACAAAGGGACUUAACUACCAGGAUGAGGAAAUAUUUUAGGGGGGAACGGAAGAGGGAGAGAAAGAAAGAGAGACUUCGCAUCAGGACUUGGAGUCAUCGGCUGUCUGUCGGAUACCACAUACACAAACAAACCCCUCCCCCUAUUUUUUCCGGUCCGGGAGAGUGAAAAGGAGAACACAUAAACCAAACAAACCUACCUGCAUCUAUGGUUCGACACUGUAGAAUAGAUACCCCCUUAAACGAUACGAAGAGAGCGAACAAACCAAACUACUACUACUACUACUACUACUACCUACUUUGCCUUUGAUGCUUGCUGGCUUGACGUUGGCGUCGUGUGUAGUGCUUACGCUCAGGUAGGUAUUCGGGCUUCAUUCCAAAGGUUCAGUCGCUA